Hippoglossus stenolepis (Pacific halibut) is the source of this 3140-nucleotide messenger RNA. It is a transcript of the gene slc25a1a, whose product is annotated as solute carrier family 25 member 1a. The transcript has 9 exons. Lineage: Eukaryota; Metazoa; Chordata; Actinopteri; Pleuronectiformes; Pleuronectidae. Bases 163 to 1248 code for a protein of 361 amino acids. The record is from RefSeq and is a predicted model, not a curated record. Gene Ontology annotation, biological process: mitochondrial citrate transmembrane transport.
GCCAAUGGCCUGAUCCAUCACCUGACCGCUCUUUGAAUAUUGAUGCUGCCUCCGCCGCCACGGUCGGCCCGCCCUCCCCGUGUUGUUGUUGUGUGACAUUGUCUGACUGGGACCUUCGCCCCAGUAGAGGAUCUUCUGGAACCAGCCCCUGAGCGACCAGACAUGUCUUCGCUGCUGAAGCCGUUCGCGGUGUGCGAGGGGCCGUGCGAGAGCAGCGGGGGUGUCAGGAGAGGAUGCCCGAGUCCGGCUCCGCAUCAGCAGCCUCCAUUCCAGCGUCUGAGCGCCGCGGCGGGGCCGGGCGGCUCUCUGCCGGCCCACCAGCGCCCGUACCCGGACAGGAGGAACCUGGCGGCGGCUGCGGUCGGGGGGAGGAAAAUUACGCAUCCCGGGAAGGCUAUUCUUGCAGGUGGCAUCGCAGGAGGGAUCGAGAUCUGCAUCACCUUCCCUACAGAGUACGUCAAGACCCAGCUGCAGCUAGACGAGAGAGCCAACCCGCCGCGAUACCGAGGGAUAGGGGACUGUGUGAAGUUGACAGUGCAGGAUCAUGGACUCCGAGGGUUGUACAGAGGACUCAGCUCGCUGCUCUAUGGAUCAAUACCAAAGUCUGCUGUGAGGUUUGGCACAUUUGAGAUGCUCAGCAACCCGAUGCGAGACGCCACAGGUCGGCUGGAUAACACGCGGAGCCUCUUGUGUGGGUUAGGUGCAGGGAUAGCAGAGGCCAUCGUGGUCGUCUGUCCCAUGGAGACACUCAAGGUUAAGCUGAUCCACGACCAGUGUUCCCUCAGACCUCGUUACAGAGGCUUCUUCCAUGGCGUCAGCGAGAUUAUUAGAGAACAGGGUGUGCGGGGGACGUAUCAAGGUCUGACAGCGACAGUGCUGAAACAAGGAAGCAAUCAGGCCAUUCGGUUCUAUGUGAUGAAUGCGCUACGAAAUUGGUACAAAGGGGAUGAUCCCAGGCGAGAUAUGCACCCGAUUGUCACAGCGAUGUUCGGCGCAACGGCUGGAGCCGCCAGUGUUUUUGGAAAUACACCUCUGGAUGUGGUGAAGACCAGGAUGCAGGGUUUGGAGGCUCACCGCUACAAAAACACAGUGGACUGUGCCUUCCAGAUCUUGAAGCACGAAGGACCACAAGCAUUCUACAAAGGGACAGUCCCCAGGCUUGGCCGUGUGUGCUUGGACGUGGCCAUAGUGUUUGUCAUCUACGAGGAGGUGGUCAAACUACUCAACAACAUGUGGAAGACCCAGUAGACCGACCGCUCAGUGGCAGAGGUUCAGAGGGAAGCACGGAGCAGUGCAUCAUGCUACGCACAACUGAACACCUCUACUCUAGUUCAUACUAGCUCACUGCAUUCGCCGAGAACAGAUGACACUUCAUCUUGAGCAGCUUCCACUCAUAAAUCAAUUCAUUUUGCAGGACCUAUCUACAAUCGGUGAUAAUAAAGAAGGGAGACUGUCUAGUUGCAGGAUAAACAGCUCAGUUUUGCAUUUCUCUUUGUCUCUAGUGGUCAGAUUUGGGAAUAGAGAGGGAUCACCUUGUUUUGAAGGAGACAGGAAAGGGAAAGAAGGAAAUGAAGUAGGUGAUGAGUUAUUCUCUGCACCUGACCAAAUUGUAGACUCAGUUUGUUGAGUCGUAUUACAAGAAAAACAACCUUAGAGUAUUUAGAGAAGCAGCACAAAAUUACUUGAGUAGAUUUCAAGAGGCAUUCGUUUUUUUGAAUUGUUUUAGCUUUCUAUGACUGUUGUUACUGUACAUGUUGUAGAGUGACCACUUUGUACUGAAACCAUAAAUGUGUCUUCUGAUUCACUAAGUACUUACUACUUAAUACUGAGGGAAGAGCUGGGAUGCUACCGGACACUGAACGAGCCUGCUGCAGAACGUUAAAAUGUCUGUGCAGUUCCUCAACACAUCUCGGUGUUGGAAUCGCUUACUUGACCGUGAUUGUGGCAUCAUUGUACUUUAGUACUCACAGUAUUUUUGUCGCUGUGUCUUGGUGAUGAAGUGUAGAUACUGUUCAUUUGCGCAUUUUAUGGCUGCUGCUGACAAACAAGAGUAUGGCUGCAUGAAAAUUGAUGCUGCAUCCGUCCUGUUACACACUGGCAGUGGCUCACAGGCUUGUUGACACGACACAAACUGGUCUGGAGUCAGUAACUCUCCUGAGUUUCAACCAAACAUGACUCAACAUUAAAGCAUAUUGUUGGGAUGCAAAAAUCAUAUGUAGCAAAAAUAUUCACACGCAGUCUUAAUAGUAGGAGGUAAGAGUCAGUUUUUGAACUCGUCCACAUCCUGGAAAAAUGACUAAAUUCUAAACAUCAAUUAAGUUACUGAAGUUUUCAGUAGGUGGUGUGAUCUCUACAAAUGAAUAUUUGUACUGUUUUAUUUUGGAAUAUAUAACUAUUCAUAUUUAUUCAUAUUCAGUCAGGCUGACUCUUUUGUAUUUCCAACCAUGUGCUGGUGUGCUGCCGGAAAUUUACAAGUGGAUCCACUUAACCCCAACCCUUCUCCACACGAGAUAACAAGAUGGGAAAAUGUCCGACUGAGUAAGCCAUACGACUCCGACACGCUUGAGCCUUCAGUUGUUUUCUUGCGCUUAUUGUUUAAAACAUCAGACUGUCCUUUAGUCAAGAUUUACGUCACUUGAGUAUCUUUUGUUUACAUCAAGCUAAAAUAAGUAUUUUGUACGCUAACUGAUGAAAUUGUUCAUUAGCCAUCUUUGAAUGCACUUAUUCUUGUCUAACAUAGUGUUUACAUGCAUUGAACCCCAGCAGGGGGAACUGAGAUGUGUCAGAGGCUUGAUAGCAAAGCAAGGAUUUUAGUGAGGCUUUUUGUUGACCUAGUUGAAUUACACAGCCUCGCACUGAAGCCUUUUAUUGCUCUUUGCCAAACUACUUCUAAAAUAUCUCGCUGCCACUUUGGUUUUAUUAACCAAAGCACAUUUUUUUUUACAGUGUUACAAACUUUGUGCUUCUGCUUUACUGCUUUGUAUAAGCAGGUUAACACCAUGUGGACCUCUUUAUACAGCAUAUUCAUACUGUGUAGUCAUUGCCAUUUCAGAAGAUCCUGUCAGGGAUAUUGAAUGAUUUGAGUUGAAGGAAAACAAACAUGUUGGCAAGACAUCAAUAAAGAAUAUUGUUAAAAAAAA